GGCUAGUGAGAAGACCUUAUAACCUGCAUCUUUAAAUAAAUGUGAAAAAUACUGAGCUCUGUGGCAACUCUACAGAUGUAGCCAUCUUUCUUUCUUUUACCAACUUCACGCAGCGUGGACGUCGAUUCAUAAAGGGAACAUCAAACAAAAUGACGAACUCAAAGGGCUACCGCCGUGGCACACGUGAUAUGUUCUCUCGUCCCUUCCGAAAGCAUGGUGUCAUACCACUGUCUACUUACAUGCGAGUAUUUAAGAUUGGAGACAUCGUGGACAUUAAGGGACAUGGCGCCGUACAGAAGGGUUUGCCCUACAAGGCAUACCACGGCAAAACUGGGCGCAUUUUUAAUGUAACUCAGCACGCUGUUGGUGUUAUUGUAAAUAAGCGUGUACGCGGUAAGAUACUUGCCAAGCGUGUUAAUGUACGCAUCGAACACAUCCACCACUCCAAGUGCCGGGAGGAUUUCCUGCGUCGCGUUAAGGAAAACGAGCGCUUACUAAAAGAGGCCAAGGGAAAGGGACAAUGGGUCAGCCUGAAGCGCCAGCCCGAACAUCCAAAGAAGGCGCACUUCGUUAAGAAGUUGGAGGAACCUAUCGCUCUGGCUCCAAUUCCAUACGAAUUCAUUGCCUAAUCGAAUUUUGUUUGUGGCCUUGGAAUUUGUUUGUUCAGCAGUAAAUUAAAUGAUUUUCUAUUCAACGCUGCAA
This is a messenger RNA of Drosophila suzukii, 702 nucleotides long. NCBI's taxonomy places the organism in Eukaryota, Metazoa, Arthropoda, Insecta, Diptera, Drosophilidae. The record is from RefSeq and is a predicted model, not a curated record.